Oncorhynchus gorbuscha (pink salmon) is the source of this 2489-nucleotide messenger RNA. Its product is annotated as phosphatidylcholine:ceramide cholinephosphotransferase 1-like. Gene Ontology annotation, cellular component: endoplasmic reticulum membrane; Golgi membrane. Gene Ontology annotation, molecular function: ceramide cholinephosphotransferase activity; protein binding; sphingomyelin synthase activity. Lineage: Eukaryota; Metazoa; Chordata; Actinopteri; Salmoniformes; Salmonidae. The transcript is spliced from 6 exons. Gene Ontology annotation, biological process: sphingomyelin biosynthetic process; ceramide biosynthetic process. Bases 432 to 1661 code for a protein of 409 amino acids. The record is from RefSeq and is a predicted model, not a curated record.
GUAAAGCACAUGAGGUGAAAGAGAGAGCCACAUCCUGUAAGCAUACCCUCCCGUGUUCUUCGAAUGUCUUGCAUGGAAGUUACCUCUCCCACGCAUAACACAAAGUUGCCUCAAUUUGCAUGUUUGUUCAUUUCUUACGAGGAAUAGUGUAGCGUAAAUAUUUUCGUGUCGGGGAUCAUUCGGCAAAAUAGACACAGUAGCAACAAGUACAAAACGUCACUGCAUCGAACAGCUGAAAAUACAAUCCCACCUUGGUGGGUUAACCUCUAGAUAAACCUGACUAGAUACUCCAUUUUUCGGCAGCACCCAAUGUGUUUACCACAUGAUGUGUGACUUCAGGAGGGCUCAGGAUUUGUUAGUCGUGAACACCUCUGGACUCUCCCUCCAUUGUUUCUCCUUCUGUUUGCAAUGUGUACGCCACAGGGUCUGACAUGAAGAAAGUGGUCCAUUGGUCAACGAAGGACGUGCUCCUGUGGCUGACUGAUGUGGGAAUGCAGGAAUACUCAGAGGCCUUACGUCACCUGAACGGCAAGGGCCUCAUGCAGCUCUCUAAAGCGGACUUCCAGACGGCUCCUCUGGCCCUUGUCACCUUGGACGGAGGCAGACAGCUCCUGGACAAGAUGGAGAAUCUCAGGAUAGAGCACCACAUUGAAACGCAUAAAAACAGGCAUGCCAACGGACACGCCAUCUUGGCCGUCAACAGUGAGGUUAAUGGGAACCAGCCCAAGAGGAAUGGUGUGGUCAAUGAGUUCCACAAGGAGCGGAUCCAGAUCCCCAUGCCUGAGAUCACCCGCUCUCCGUUUCCUGAGGAAUGGGGGAAGACUGGCGUGGCUUUUGUCUACGCCACGAUCUGCUUCAUCUUCACCACCAUUAUGAUCUCCGUGGUCCACGAACGUGUGCCUGCCAAGGAGGCCACUCCACCCCUACCAGACAAGUUCUUUGACUUUUUCGGGCGAGUAGACUGGGCUUUUUCUAUAUGCGAAAUCAACGGCAUGAUACUGAUCGUCCUGUGGCUUCUACAGUGGGCACUGUUAAAAUAUAGGUCUAUCGUUGGUCGGCGGUUCUUUUUCAUCAUUGGCACACUCUACCUCUACAGGUGUAUCACCAUGUACAUCACCACACUCCCUGUGCCAGGGAUGCAUUUCACGUGCUCUCCUAAGCUGUUUGGUGACUGGGCAUCUCAAAUGAGCCGAGUGAUGAAGAUGAUUGCAGGAGGAGGCCUGACCAUCACUGGCUCCCACCACAUGUGUGGGGACUACCUUUACAGUGGCCACACAGUCAUGCUGACACUCAUCUAUCUCUUCAUUAAAGAGUAUUCCCCCAAAAAGUUAUGGUGGUACCACUGGAUCUGUUGGCUGCUCUGUGCUGUGGGACUCUUCUGCAUUCUCCUGGCUCAUGACCACUACUCUAUAGACGUGGCGGUGGCUUACUUCAUCACUACACGCCUAUUCUGGUGGUACCACACCAUGGCCAACCAGCAAAAGCUAAAGGAAUCAUCGCAGAGCAACUUUUUCUCAAGGGUGUGGUGGUACCGAUUUUUCCAGUACCUUGAACAGAAUGUCACAGGCAUCGUCCCUCGGAACUACCAGAUGCCGCUGUUAUGGCGACCGGCCCAGUGGAGUCAAGUGAAGUACAGCCGCAUCGACACUGCGUGCCCAUGACAGGAGGACCUGACCCCCCCCCCCCCCCCCCAGAAGGACAUGGCGUAGGACUUUUAACUACACUCCUGAAAGUGCCAUAUCUAAUCACGAGAAGAUGCUAUAUCAGUCAAGCUCCGUAGCUGUUCCAUUUCCCUUUUCUCCUGUAACGCCCACUCCAGUCCAACUGGCUAGCACUGUGACCAACCAUCGUUUCAGCCAAAACAUUUCACAAGGGUUUCCAGUGAGUGGAUCGCAAGCAUUUUCAUUGGCAGGUCCAGAUCUAGUUCAGUUAACAAUAGGACAUGUAACUAUGUUGGUCAACGCCAAUAUAUAUCUCUGUAAUUGUUACAGAUACUCUGUUGCUGAAAUUGAACGAAACAAGCAUGUUUGUCACGGCAUUUGGGCUGACCCAAAUAUUUAGUCUUUCAUGUUUUGGUUAAAAGACGUGCUGUAGCAUUGAGAACUGACCAGUCAUGAAGCAUGAGGCGCUUUUUGUAGUGCAAAUCAUUUUCUAAGUAUAUGAACAACGUGGUCUCAGAGCAUUUCAUAUUAUUCUGUAUGUAAAUCCAAGACACUCCAUUUCGUAUGCUAUUUUACAUUUCAUAUGGUAUGCAUUCUUUUGUGGAUGUUCGUCAUCCAUUUCGUAUUAUGUUAUGAAUUACAAUUUGUAUGAUAUGUUACAAAUUGCAAUUCGUACAAUAUCUUACGAAUUUAAAUUCGUAUAAUAUGUUACGAAUUUUCUAAAUCUAUGAUAUGUUACGAACUCCAAUUAGUUGUGGAUAACGUUAGCUAGGUGGCAAGGUUGCUAAAGCUACAGUUAGCUAGCUGGCUAACGUUAGCUAAGUUAGA